This is a messenger RNA of Lepisosteus oculatus (spotted gar), 10058 nucleotides long. The record is from RefSeq and is a predicted model, not a curated record. NCBI's taxonomy places the organism in Eukaryota, Metazoa, Chordata, Actinopteri, Semionotiformes, Lepisosteidae.
GCGUGUCUUUGUUCCGCUGUGGAGUCCGGAGCGAGCGGAGAGCGGUCAGCCCGCAGAGCCCAGCCGGGACGCAGCUGAGCAGGGAGGCCGGGACGGCAGCGCCAGCCUCCUCGGAGCAUCCCGAGAUCUGCGGACGCGCAUCGCCCAGCCGGCGGGGUAUCGGCACCUCCAGGCGCCCGUCUCGGCUGGGGGUCCGAUCGGGGACCGGGGUCCGGGGAGCCCACCAGCAGGUUGGGAACAAGGAUACGGAGCCGUCGGCGGUGCAGCCGGGGGAUCUGUGAGGAAGACCGGGACUUUCCUAGGAUCGGCUCCGCAGAGUGAAUGGGAUGGAACCGGGGCCAUCUGGAGCAGUGCCCGCGGGGCCCUUCCCCCCGCCCCUGCAGCAGGUGUUCCAGGCUCCGCGGCGCCCGGGUGUGGGCACGGUGGGGAAACCCAUCAAGUUGCUCGCCAACUACUUUGAGGUGGACAUCCCCAAGAUGGACGUGUAUCACUAUGAGGUCGACAUCAAGCCUGACAAGUGUCCGCGCCGAGUCAACAGGGAAGUCGUGGAGUACAUGGUCCAGCAUUUCAAGCCGCAGAUCUUUGGCGACAGGAAGCCGGUGUACGACGGCAAGAAGAACAUCUACACUGUCAUGGCGCUGCCCAUCGGCAACGAGCGGGUGGAUUUUGAGGUGACGAUCCCGGGCGAGGGGAAGGACCGGAUCUUCAAGGUGUCGAUCCGCUGGUUGGCCAUCGUGAGCUGGCGGCUCCUGCAGGAGGCGCUGGUGAGCGGGCGGCUGCAGGUGCCGCUGGACUCGGUGCAGGCGCUGGACGUCGCCAUGAGGCAUCUGGCCUCCAUGAGGUACACCCCAGUGGGGCGCUCUUUCUUCUCUCCCCCCGAGGGGUAUUACCACCCCCUGGGCGGGGGGCGCGAGGUGUGGUUCGGGUUCCACCAGUCUGUGAGGCCGGCCAUGUGGAAGAUGAUGCUCAACAUUGACGUGUCGGCCACAGCGUUCUAUAAGGCCCAGCCGGUCAUUGAGUUCAUGUGUGAGGUCCUGGACAUCCGCAACAUCGACGAGCAGCCCAAGUCGCUGACCGACUCGCAGAGGGUGCGCUUCACCAAGGAGAUCAAAGGGCUGAAGGUGGAGGUGACGCACUGCGGUCAGAUGAAGAGGAAAUAUCGCGUCUGCAAUGUCACACGCCGCCCUGCCAGCCACCAAACGUUCCCCCUGCAGCUGGAGAACGGCCAGACGGUGGAGCGCACGGUGGCCCAGUACUUCAGAGAGAAGUACAACCUGCAGCUGAAGUACCCUCACCUGCCCUGCCUGCAGGUGGGGCAGGAGCAGAAACACACCUAUCUGCCCCUGGAGGUGUGUAACAUUGUGGCGGGGCAGCGCUGCAUCAAGAAACUGACGGAUAACCAGACCUCCACCAUGAUCAAAGCCACAGCGCGCUCUGCGCCCGACAGGCAGGAGGAGAUCAGCCGGCUGGUGCGCAGUGCCAAUUACGACUCGGACCCCUUCGUGCAGGAGUUCCAGUUCAAGGUGCGGGACGAGAUGGCCCAUGUGACGGGGCGUGUGUUGCCUGCGCCCAUGCUGCAGUACGGGGGCAGGGUGAGCACAGAGCUCUUUAUGAACCGCACGGUGGCAACACCCAGCCACGGCGUGUGGGACAUGCGGGGAAAGCAGUUCCACACGGGGGUGGAGAUCAAGAUGUGGGCCAUCGCCUGCUUCGCCACGCAGAGACAGUGCCGCGAGGAGAUUCUCAAGGGUUUCACAGACCAGCUGCGCAAGAUCUCGAAGGACGCGGGGAUGCCCAUCCAGGGCCAGCCGUGCUUCUGUAAAUACGCGCAGGGCGCAGACAGCGUGGAGCCCAUGUUCCGCCACUUGAAGAACACCUAUUCAGGCCUGCAGCUCAUCAUCGUCAUUCUCCCAGGAAAGACUCCAGUCUACGCGGAGGUGAAGCGGGUGGGAGACACUCUGCUGGGAAUGGCCACCCAGUGUGUCCAGGUGAAGAACGUGGUGAAGACCUCCCCUCAGACCCUCUCCAACCUCUGCCUCAAAAUCAACGUCAAGCUGGGUGGCAUCAACAACAUCCUGGUGCCCCAUCAGCGCCCCUCCGUGUUCCAGCAGCCGGUGAUCUUCCUGGGGGCGGAUGUGACGCACCCCCCUGCAGGGGACGGGAAGAAGCCCUCCAUCGCAGCAGUGGUGGGCAGUAUGGACGCCCACCCCAGCCGGUACUGUGCCACAGUGCGAGUUCAGCGGCCUCGACAGGAGAUUAUUCAGGACCUGGCCUCCAUGGUUCGGGAGCUGCUGAUCCAGUUCUACAAGUCGACUCGCUACAAACCCACCCGGAUCAUCUUCUAUCGGGACGGGGUGUCAGAGGGACAGUUUAGACAGGUGCUGUACUACGAGCUGCUGGCUAUCAGAGAGGCCUGCAUCAGCCUGGAGAAGGAAUACCAGCCUGGCAUCACCUACAUCGUGGUGCAGAAGAGACACCACACCCGGCUCUUCUGUGCUGACCGCAACGAGAGGGUGGGGCGAAGCGGAAACAUUCCUGCUGGAACGACUGUGGACACGGACAUCACGCAUCCCUACGAGUUCGACUUUUACCUCUGCAGCCAUGCUGGAAUACAGGGCACCAGCCGCCCCUCCCACUACCACGUCCUGUGGGAUGACAACUGCUUCACCGCCGACGAGUUCCAGCUGCUCACCUACCAGCUGUGCCACACCUAUGUGCGCUGCACGCGCUCCGUCUCCAUCCCUGCGCCCGCCUACUAUGCGCACCUGGUGGCGUUCCGCGCCCGCUACCACCUGGUGGACAAGGAGCACGACAGUGCGGAGGGCAGCCACGUGUCUGGGCAGAGCAACGGCCGGGACCCCCAGGCCCUGGCCAAGGCCGUGCAGAUUCACCAUGACACCUUACGCACCAUGUACUUCGCCUGAGCCGAGCCCCAAGCCGAGCCACACAGCCUGCGUUUCCAGGGGGGUCAGUUUACGGGGCGCACCUUCCAGUGGAACCGUACCCGACACUGUGCAGACGGAGGAGCCCCUGGGCUGGCCGGAGGAUGCGUUGCUGCUUUUUAAAAAGGAACCCGGCACUCUUAUGCAAUAUGAAGCCAGCCAACCGCUUUCAGCCCUCCCCUGCCCCUCUGUCUGUCUGUCUGCAGUGGGAGGCGCUUCUCUCGUCCGUUUAAUUUGUUUUUAGUCCCUGUUUUCAUCAUGUUUUUACCUCAACUUUUAUGGCAGCACUUUUUUUGGUUUAAGUUCAGAAGGAAAAGGAAGCUGGUGCUCUCCUCCCAGCCGGCCGAGAGGAGCUGUGUCCGGCCCUGGCUGCAGGAGCUGACUGGUGUUCAGACGUGUUCAGCUGUGUUCGCCGCUGCCAGAUACAAACACGGACCUGCCAAACCCGGCGUCGAGCACCGCCUGUGCCCGUGGAUUUUCACAACGCUAUCUGCUCCCUAGGAUCAGCCCAGAGCACAAGUUUCCUUUUUCUCUUCUUGUUUUGUAGCCAGUGGUGACUUACUAGAAGUGAGAGUGUCAGACAACUGGUUCUGCACUCUUUCAUUUCCACCAAAUAAUUUUAGAUGUUAUUGUGAGCACAGUGCCACCCACAGGCGACAAGGCGUCAGUGCUCCUGAGGAGAGCCGCUGAAGCCUGCCUGCUUAGGGAAUCGAGGCCGAAGAAGCUUCAGCAGGUUGGUGGUGAUCAGCAGGUCAUCCGCAUGAGGAGGAGUGCACAGUAAUUUUCAGUACUUUCAGUAAUAAUAGCAGCCUGGGGCCAUAGUCUGGGUCCCCUUGGUCUGUAAGCUUUCAUUCAGAACUUUGCAAUGUGAUUGUUUUUUUAAUGUUUGUCAUUUAGAUUAUUGUUUUGUUUUUCCUCUUUGUAUUUAUUAGAAUAAUUAAGCCUAAUUAAUUUAAUAUUAGUGGAGUCAAUAGAGCAGCAUUCUUUUUUCUGUUUGUUUGUCAGAGUGUGGGUAUGGCUGUCCAGUGUUUCUGGCUGUAAACUGACAUGAUGUUGUUUCUAUAGUGCAAUAAGGCAUUUUGCAAGAACAGGCUUUAUCCAGGAAGGGCUUUGGUUGGACACCUCUGUCCAGGGCAGAGCCCUGACUGGUCAACACUGUUUUUGUUUUUCACUAGUGCAGUGGCAGGAUUUCUCUUCUUACAGGAAAGCGAGCACUCAGUUUGAAAUUUUGCCCAUUCUGUUUCAAGGCACUAAGUUGUAGGAAGCCACAGUAUAGUUUCACAGCACUUUUGGAGCCCUUCUUCAUGCGCUGAAGAGAGUUCAGGGGCUUCCUCUCCCUGUGGAGACAUGAUGCUCAGACCUCUGUACCUCUCCAUGAUGGAGGAAUUCAAGUGCCUGCUUUGUAGAGUGUGACAAACAGCUGGGGCGCGGUGGAGAUUUUUCAUUGAUAUUCUGAGAUAUUGAAACCCGAGUGAAGGGCUGGGGUGACUUGUCUUCAUUUAAUGUUUAGAGACAACACUCAAAACAGAGCCUUGGCUAUAACUGGUGAAGGAAAAGCAGAGAUUUGUAACUUAUUUUUCUUUACCGUUUUCAUCCCGCACUGAGUCAGACGCCCUGCUGCGGUUUGUGUGCUGAUCGCAGAAAGGCUUUGCUUCUUUCCAGCCCUGCUGUGUCCUGGCUCACAGUGGCACACAGGCUGUGCCAGCUGGGCCCCCUGGCACAGUGCGGGUCUGGACAGCAGAGUUAGCCAGCAGCGUCAGGUGCCUUCAUUGCUGCCUCUGUGAGAAAGUGCUUCUUCAUGCCUUUGCAUAGUGGCAGCAUGUAGAGUGUGGAGUCUGAGGCAUUUUUCACAGCCACGUAAAACUGACUUAGCUGCUAUUUUAUUUAUAUAUUUGUAUGUGCACGUAUAAAUUAAGAAAAUAAGAGUGAGACAAUUUACUGCACUAAAAGAUGCAAAUGUCAGACCGGACACAGGACUGGUGCUAGGAGGUGGGGCAGACCCGUCCUGCAGGAGGUGGGAGCCAGGGAGAGGUGGACAGAACCCCGCUGUUUGCAGGAACUCUGCUCCUCCUCCGUUAGACAGACAGACAUGACAGACCUCAUGGGGUACUGUGGGGGGGUGGGCGGGUUUACAUUACAUUCAAAGAUUAAAAUGCCAGUGAGAAUCUUUACUAAGGUACCGUAACGCACUCCACUCCAGUGGCAGAACGGCCAACAAGAAGAGGCUCGUGUUCGUGGCGCGGUGCCACUGCGCAGCAGGGUGUAGUGUGGCGCGGGUGACAGGACCGGUGGCCAGGAGCUGUUAGAAAUGUACUGAGAGCCCUGUGCGCUGCUGCCUCAAGUGCAAUGCGUUAAAAUGAAGCAGUUUCAUUUUAGUCAAUUGUUUAACCAGAGUGGAAUAUAUUUGUAUAUUUUACAUGAUGUAAUGCACACCACUUAUUUUUGCUAACAAAUUUAAAGAAAUCAAGAUAUAAAUAAUGCAAUAGACUGUUUUGAUGUAUUUUGUGGAAGUAAAAUUUCUGUUUUGGAAUUGCAUGUGGCAGAGGGAGGCGUUUGCAGUCACUGCUGCUGAGUCCAGACUGUUACCGCAGGGCUGGGAGUCCGGCUCUGUCGUGCGCCUUGUGGACGUCUCUCGCUCUGCGUUCCCCUCCAGGCCCCAGCCGCGCUGCUGGAGUGCUGAUCAGGUCGUAAGAAGGCAUUUCCUUAAGCAGAACCAGUCAAGCUGUUGUUGCUUCUCCAGUGCUGGGCAGUUCAGAGCCAGAACAGAAACUGAAGAGAUGGACAGGCUGAGCUUUGAGUGCUGGUCCCAUCUGUUGCUUAUUAGGGGAUGCAUCUCUGACAUUUUCAGUUCAACAAAUUUCUGCACUGGUAGCUCAUGUUCUACCAAUAGCUCUCUCCUUACAAUGUCACUUCGCGUGACGCUGUAAGGGAUAAAGCUUUUCAGUGAACGGCCCGCUACAGUCUCUGUGCCCAGCACACACUUUUCAGGCUCCCCGUGCCGCUUGAGGCUUGUGCUCGACGGGGGUGUGACGGAAGAGGUGAUGCGAUUGUAUCUCCGGGCACUACGGAGGCGUUGAGCCAGCAUGGGUGACGCAACAAUGCAGUUUCAUCCCCAGCUGAGACCCAAAAACUGUUGAGAACUGACUGGAGGGACUGGGCUCCUUUAGGAUGACUUCAGAUUUGAGUGCUUUGUGAGCUAAAGGUGACACAUGUCUUUUUUUUCUUCUGGCAUCCAGGGGUUUUCCUUUGGCAGAGCAGUCCACAGAAAGUGCCUUUCCAGAAGAUGGUGCUGUAGACAUCCGAUAUUAAUCUUAUUUUCCAAAUGUCAAGAGGCUGAAAGACACGAUACAAACACAUUUACAGAAAUACACUAACAUACACACAAAACAUAUUUUCUGUAGAUUAGCAUUUGUAAAUGCCAAGAACGCGACAGUAUCGCUGAGCUGUGCUGCGGCGGGUUUGCAGGAGUUUGGACCAAGAGCUGUGGGGGACGGGCGGAGAGCGUGGCAGCUCACCUGACACAGUCUGGCCCGGAGCAGCGGGCAGCUGGGCUCCGAGCGAGAGAGAGACCAGAGCAAUAGUAGCAGAAGGAAAGCUAGGCGCUUGUAGCGUGUGACGCGUGUGUGUGGGGAAAGGACUGCGGGUGUCUGUGGUGCACUCUGACUGCGGGCACGACACAAGCAGAAUGUAGCAGCAGCUUCCAGAAAGUGCUCCACACUUCGGUUAGGUUAGGACUGCUUGGCCUUGGAUCUGAAAAUGUCCAGGAAGAUUGGUUUUCUCUCUAAUAAAACUCUUAGCUCCCCUGUAUUAACAAGCUGUCUUUAGAAUAUUUUUUAACGCCAAGGCCGGUCUUUCUGGGACCGGUCCCAGGGUACUGCCUGUGGGUCCGCCCACAAGCUGCGCUGUGUUGGGUGAGUGCCCUUCGCCCUCGAGUGAUGGUAUAGAUAUUUAAACACUGCACCUCAGUAACCUUGGUAUGCUGCAUAUUGUACUAAAAAAAGAACAGUAAAUAUUGCUUUGGUUAAAGUAUAAUGCGCUUGAUAAUGCCUGAUGAAUAUCAUUAUUUUAGAUUAAGUAUAAUAAUAAAUAUUGUCUUAAUAACACUUAUCUGACUUCGAAACUUGUCCUAAGAUGAGCCUUUAUUUUUUUGUCAUUUUAUUUUUGCAUUAUUGUUGUUUUCUUAGUGUAUUUAUUGCACACGUCUGUGUGCUGGAGUUUCUUUGAGUUCAGUUGUGGUGGAGGGGCUGGCCUCCCGUGAGGCACCUGUCCAGCAGGGGGCGCCCUUCAUGCUGGGCUGGGCCGGCUGUGCCCUUGCAGGCUCAGUGAGGAGCCUGGAGGAACAGGACGCUUCCCCACGUACAAGCACAAGAACUGGAAGGUGUCGCUGGCUGUGAGCUGCCGAGGGUGUGUGAGUGCUGUGCAGUACUCUGUCAGCAGGGCGGCGCUAGCUAGAGAUACAGCUGCUUUCUUUUCACAUGCCUGUGUUGGCUUGAAGGUGGGCACUUGUGCUGUUGGAGAUCUGGCAAGGUGCUGUCUGUGAGGACACACACUAGAGAGGGGCAGGAGGUGAUGUAGAUAAUUUCCCAGAUAGCCUUGUCACAUGGUCUCUGUGUGAAACAGCUGUCUGGUUGACAGGCGGAGAGCACAAGUCUGUGACUGCUGGCUGGCUGUGCUCGGAGCGGAUCUGGGGGCGCUGGCAGUGAUCGGUGAGCCCUCUGGCCUGCUGCCUGUCAUAGAGGCGCAGAUACAGCAUCACUGCACCGCCCAGUCCACACACUCUGUGUACACCAGCGCCUUCAGCAAAACUCAUUCCGCUCAGACAUGAGCCUCAGCCUUAAUGGUUUUAUGCGUGUAUUUGUGUUUUACACUCGAGGUGCUGGUGGGGCAGUCUUCACUGACUCGCUGGCCUUUUCUUUAACCACUAAUCCAGCUAGUUAGACUACAGAUGUGUAAAUACUUAACCUGUUAACAGUCACGCCUGCUCCAGUUCUGGAGUGCCAGACUGACAUCUUUUCAUCACUAAUAAAAGUCAGAUUAUUAGGGUUUAUAUAUUAGAGAGACCUGUGCCUGUAUUAUGAGGAUAGUAUUGUCUUGAACCCUGUCCUACUAUGCUAAUCUUAUAGUCCUUCUGUUAUUGAGUUGCUCUUUUAUGUCUUGAGAGUGAAAGAAUUGCAUGGGGUAUGGAGUUAUUUUCUUAGCAGAUCUCAUCAUAUAAACUGUUUUUUUUAAAUCAGUGUUAUUUUAGGUUAUUCUCAUUAAUUUUGAAUAAGUUUGUUAGGCACAGUCUAACAGCAUUGCAAUAAGAAGUGAUUUCUGGUGGUGAGAUGCCUCCCUGGGCUCACCCUUAAAGUGUGCUCCAUCAGCCUCUGGUGGAGAAACUAACUCCUUCCUGAAGACGGACAGACUCCCGUAGGUGCAGGUCUGUGUCCCAGGUGCCAGGCUCAGAUGGGUCUUACCGUUGGGCUCUGGGUGCAAUGUGUGAGGUUGAGAGUGAGCUUACAAGCAGCCAGCAGGGCUUGUAACUACUGAAGCUCAUGUCAGUGGAGAGAAAUAGAUGUGAGUCAAAUGGUUUUGUGGUUUGGAAGUGGAGAGCGGUCUGGGAUGUGCAGAACUGAAUCGAGGGAUUACUCUGAACACACAGCCUCUUUAGUUUAAAGCUCCCUGUUAAUCAUAGAGUUUCCACUUUCAGACAGUGAAUAGCUGCCGUAAUGGUGUGAAUGACCAUUCCCUGCACGUGGUUCAGGUGGCACUGAUGGCCUAUUGGCAGCUGCUGCAGCUCCUGAGAGCUCGCUGCUGCUUCUCAAUCGCGCUCCUAGUCCCCCAGGUCCCACAGCAGCACUGGGGCCCUCCGGCAGCCCUGUGCCUCUCUGUAGUUUCGUUCACGAUGACUACUACUCUUACAAGCCUUGCUAUACAGGGAAUUGUGAAAUUAAUCUUUGAGUGAGAUCUGUCUGGUACCGAUAUAAUCUUAGUUUAAUUAGCUUAUUAACAUUCAAAAUUUCAAGUAGUUUUUUUUGGGCCCUAAAUCCCUCUGAGGAUGUUCAUCUCUAAAUUAGAGUUUGUAGUGUACUUUAUCCCUUUUGUUUCCUUACUUUGUGGACUACACUAACGAUACGUUUCUGAAAUGAGUAUUUAAAGUUGCAUUUGGUUGAGAUGUACAAACAUGGCUGUCUCAGUGGUGACAUGCUCAUCGCGGGUGUCCUGGAGUCGAUGCCCUCUCUCGUGGGGACUGGUCAGGCCCAGGGGCAUCAUGGGAGCUUGCAGUGUCAGAUUGGCAUUCCUCUGUACCUGCCAUUGGUCUGAACUCGGGGAAGAGUUCAUUUUCAUCACAGGGCUCCCAUUACUGUGGUGCAUCACACCGGAAUUUCCUUAGAAGCUGAAGUAAGAAUGUAAGGAAGGUAACAAGGGAUAAGAGGCCAUUCGACCCCUCCAGCCUGUUUGACAGCCAGUUCAUCCAAGGAUCUCAUCCAGCUGUUUCUUGAGAGAAGCCAGGGUAUCGUUCUUGACAAACCUUUACAAUAACUGAAAUAAUAAAAUAACUUAAUGAAAAACAGGUUUUGUGUCUCCCUUUGGUUUGAAGGUUUACAAAUGUGCUUUUGCUAAAACAAUGCCAGUGAUGAAGCCGACAGGGAUGAGUAAAGUUUUUUCUGAGAUCUUGGAGUGGCAGGGCUGCUUUCAGGAGAGCAGGCUGACUUGCACUUUGCUCUGUGCAUACAUGUCAGAGAUGUCAGCAGGGCCUGUCUGUUUAUCAGCUCAGCAUCUCUGGACAGAGCUGACCCAUGGUCCCCUCUGCGUGUCUGUGGACAGCGGCGGCUGACCCGCGGUCCCCUCUGUGUCUCAGACAUUACAGAGAAAUGAGUUAUACAGCUACUGCUCUCUCUGGAAACUGCACUGCUGCCCAGUGGGUGUUUGAGCAACACAUUUCUUGCCUUGGAGCCACAGGGCUCUGUACCCCUUCUUACUCUGUACAUUGCAAGGAUUCUCUGUUGUACCAACAGGUCUUUUUUAAUGUCUUUAUUUUAUUGUAAUAUUUUAGUUUUAUUGCCUUUAGUGUUGCUUUGCUUCAGUUUGAAGUGUAACUUUCACUAAUACUUGCAAUAAAAAGCUUUGCUUUAA